Molecule: messenger RNA, 477 nt
Organism: Amyelois transitella
Lineage: Eukaryota; Metazoa; Arthropoda; Insecta; Lepidoptera; Pyralidae
Product: NADH dehydrogenase [ubiquinone] 1 beta subcomplex subunit 10-like
Exons: 1
Coding region: 1-468 (155 amino acids)
Source: RefSeq, a predicted model, not a curated record
AUGUCAGAGGACGAUAACCUUUUCAGAGCGUUCAUGCGGACACUGUACGACACAAUAGACGGCCCUGUCACCUGGUUCAAAGACACCGUGGUGGUCCCCAACCAGGAGAAGUACCCCUGGUACCACAAGCAGUACCGCCGUGUGCAAACCAUCGACCAGUGUUACGCCGACGACGCCGUGUGCGAUUUCGAGGCCAACUCGCAAUUUUUACGCGACAAACGGGUCGACUCGGAAAUACUGAGCAUACUCCGUCAAAGAUACGAGGAUUGCAUGCUUUACGAGUCCCCUGAUCAUCUGACACAGUGCAAAUCUCUGUUGGACAGGUACAAGGACGCUGAAGAAUGCUGGUUUAUCAAAUACGGUGACCUGGGCGCCAAUGGUACGGCAAGGAAGGCUUACAUGAAGCAGAAACACCGCAUGAUUUUCGAGAAACGCUACGGUCCACUCUCUGAUAAGACUAAAAAAUGAGUGAAUCGA